This is a messenger RNA of Numida meleagris (helmeted guineafowl), 2865 nucleotides long. It is a transcript of the gene TMEM120B, whose product is annotated as transmembrane protein 120B. Bases 120 to 1139 code for a protein of 339 amino acids. Gene Ontology annotation, cellular component: nuclear inner membrane. NCBI's taxonomy places the organism in Eukaryota, Metazoa, Chordata, Aves, Galliformes, Numididae. Gene Ontology annotation, biological process: fat cell differentiation. The transcript is spliced from 12 exons. The record is from RefSeq and is a predicted model, not a curated record.
CAGCCCCGCGCGAUGACGUCAGCGGCGCACGUGGCCGCCGGGCCGUGCCGCGGGCUCGCGCCGUUCUUGUCCCGCCGGCCCAGCGGCUCGCGCCGCGCCACGCCGCAUUGCGCCGCGCCAUGAGGGUGCAGCUGGAGCGGUGCUGCGGGGAGUGGCGGGAGCUGGAGGAGGAGUUCCGGCAGCUGCAGGAAACGCACAAAGUUUACAGACAGAAACUGGAGGAAGUCACCAGCUUGCAGACAGCUUGCAGCAGCUCCAUACACCGGCAGAAGAAGACAUUAAGGGACCUGAAGCACAGCCUGCAACGGUGCAAGCCCAGAGCUACUCCUGAAGAAUUUGCUCUUAUAGAGCAGAUCAGCACCCAGAUCAAAGAGAGGCAAAAUGCCUUCUUCGACAUGGAAGCCUACUUGCCAAAGAAAAACGGUUUGUACUUAAAUCUGGUGCUGGGAAACGUGAAUGUAACCCUCCUGAGUAACCAAGCAAAGUUCGCCUACAAAGAUGAGUAUGAAAAGUUCAAGCUUUAUCUCACGAUUAUCUUGUUACUCGGGGCUGUGGCCUGCAGGUUUAUUCUUCACUACAGGGUGACAGAUGAAGUGUUUAACUUUCUGUUAGUGUGGUAUUACUGCACACUGACGAUACGGGAAAGCAUUCUCAUUAGCAAUGGAUCAAGGAUCAAAGGCUGGUGGGUGUCUCAUCACUAUGUCUCCACAUUCCUGUCUGGAGUAAUGUUAACAUGGCCAGAUGGACUCAUGUAUCAAAUGUUUCGCAGUCAGUUUUUAGCAUUUUCAAUAUUUCAGAGUUGUGUUCAGUUCCUACAAUAUUAUUAUCAAAGGGGCUGCCUUUAUAGGCUCCGUGCUUUGGGGGAGAGAAACCACCUGGACCUUACAGUUGAAGGAUUUCAGUCCUGGAUGUGGCGGGGGCUGACGUUUCUUCUUCCCUUCUUGUUCUUUGGACAUUUCUGGCAGCUAUAUAAUGCAAUCACACUUUUUGGAUUGUCCAGGCAUAAGGAGUGCAAAGAAUGGCAGGUUUGUGUGCUGGCUUUCACAUUUCUGCUGCUCUUCCUUGGGAACUUCCUCACUACUCUCAAAGUGGUGCACACUAAGCUGCAGAAGAACAAAGACAAAAUGAAGAAACUGUGAACCCUGCAGGGGGUGCUGGGUGCCAGCUCUGGAGCUCGCUGUCCCUGUGCGCACAGCAUUGGGCAGAGCCUCCUUAACUGCUGCUAUGUGUGAACGGACUGUGAAGAACUCAUCUGUCCCGUGUUUGGUGAAGGAUGUGGACUCCUCCAGCACAGACUCAGCAUUAUGCAAGCAUGGCUCUCCAGUCUGCAGUCCUGCUAUUUAUGUAUAUUUAAUACCAAACGUGUUUGCAUUUGGUUUUUCUGUAUAUAUAGCAGCAUGCACCUGCUCGGCAAAAAGCCAGCAUUGGGAGAAUGUGGGAUCUACUGUAAUUCCGGUCCUGGAAUGAUAUUUAACACUUUCCAGUUUUAUUAUUUAAACUCCAGUAUUGAAUUUUGCAAAGCUUUAUGAACACUCCAGGUUGAUCAGUAAUACAGACUGAAUGCUGUCUUAAAAAGCAUUUGUUUAAGACAUUUUCAGUGGCAAUACUAACCUGUGUGUACUGUGAAAAAAUGCCCAUCUUUGUACCAUACUGCUGCUAUAUACACUUUUAAGAAGCUAUUUAAAGAGAAAUCUUCUUAAAAACAAGCAAGCAAAACCAGUUGUUAAAUGGCAGGGAAUUCUGCUAGCCCUCUUCCAGAGGGAUCAGGUAAUCUGUUCAAGCCUGGAAAAGACUUAUAAUAAACCAUACAAUAUGCAGCUGCUUCAGCCCCUUUUUAGUAACAAACACAGCGCCCUUUGGGUUGUCUUUUGAGACACAGUUUUUCCUGAAAAUGCUCUUGAUCAGUGGCAAUAAGUGUAGUUGCGCUUCAGGUCCUAUUUUCAGUUUUUGUGGUUUUUUUUUUAACUCCAGUGCUGUUCUGAAAGGUGAAGACAGGCAAGUAGAAGUAUUAAAUAUUUUCAUUAGAUACUGGUUGUUAAGAGAAUGUAAACACUUGUUCAGAACGAUGGCUGAGAACAAAGACUCCCACCUUGCUUAACUCCUUGUGCUUCUUAAACUCACUCAGCUGAAUAAGCUUGUUCAAGUGCUUUAACAUCUGUACCUCCUGAGCUGCAGUGCUGUGAGCUGCUGCAUGCAGUGUGCUUCUCUGCUGUGCCAGCUUCCUUGGAGCUAGCACAAGGCCUGACCUGGGGAAGUGGCUUUGGCAGAAUGAUUUGAGAAUUAUGCCCAUCUCCCAGUAAGCAUGCUCAUGAAGAAAUGCUUAUGCACUAUAGACUUUAAAUGUUCCAGCAGUUAUUUUGUUGCUGCAAGGCUAGUAAAUUUACCCUUACAGUGUCAUCGUCAAGUGGGCACGAACAAUAAAUUGCAAUUUGCAUAUUUUGAACAACUUUCACUCUAGCUGGGCUGUAUCUUGCUACAUUAACUUUUGACUUCUGCACACUGUGUGAGGUUGGUUUUUUCCUUCUGUCUCUGAACUCUCCAUUUAUGAAAUGUAAAUUCUUUUAUUUUGAGAGCAGUGCUGGAACCUGGCAGAUGUGAGCAGCAGACUUGGUACUCCAGGGGUGAGGGAGCCCUGUGUAUAGCAAGUAACUUGAAUUCUGCAGCGUGAGAAACUGGGAUUAUAAAAGCGAGGAAAGAUUCCAGACGUGGUGCUGAGGGUAAAUGUGGUAACUUUCAGUGUGGUGGUAUUUCAAGCUUACUGGGUAAGGUGAUGUGUGUUUUUUAUUUUGUUUUUUAAUCUUCUAUUUUAAGCUUGUAGGGAUUCAUAGACCUUUGCUGAUUCACUGUUGUAAAUGAGAGCUUAGA